Tuber melanosporum (Perigord truffle) is the source of this 976-nucleotide messenger RNA. RefSeq lists its product as uncharacterized. The record is from RefSeq and is a predicted model, not a curated record. Gene Ontology annotation, cellular component: membrane. The transcript is spliced from 3 exons. Lineage: Eukaryota; Fungi; Ascomycota; Pezizomycetes; Pezizales; Tuberaceae. The coding region runs from base 148 to 429 and encodes 93 amino acids.
GUUCAACCCUGGACGAACGAAGGUGUUGUUUCCCCUUCAUAAACCUACCAUAUCACCCCCUUUUGUGAUUCCCUCUCCGCGAUACACUCCACUCAACAUCUCAAACGAACGACCAAAUUCUCCCUUCACCUCUCGCAAAGCUUCAAAAUGGGCGUCGUUUCCGCCAUCCUUCUAAUCCUAAUCACUAUCAUCUUCCCACCCCUCGGCGUCUUUGCCGUCGCAGGAUGCGGUCCUGACCUCCUCAUAAAUAUCUGCCUGACGAUUUUGGGCUAUCUUCCUGGUCACUUGCACGCGUUCUAUAUCGAAUACGUUUACUACGAGCGUAGCGAGCAGGCGGUGGCGGGGCGUAUUGCCAGUGAGAGGGCUCCUGGUAUUUACUCGGAGAGGGUACAGGGAACGGUGUAUGGGGCUACCUCGAAUAGCGCUUAGGGUUUGGAGGGUUGAUGCUGGAGUGGAGGAUAUAAUUAUGAUAUCAUACCUUCGUUUGGGGAUGGGAUUAUAGAGUUAAAUGGGAUGACUCUCACGAGGGAAUGGAUGGAUGGAUGAACGAAUCGAAUGUUUGCUUGGAUUGAGCGUUUGCGUUUGCGCAUGGAUGGGGUGGCUACCUUUUAGUAACCGGAAGUUGAAUUGAUAUUUUCUUUUAUCAUUGGGUGUCACGGGUUUUACAUGAUCGCGACAAUGCACAACCCCUCGUGCCACAGUUGAGUGGCUAGUCGGUGCCUGCUCCCGCAGAAAACUUGCCAAACUUGAUCACUGGUCCGCCGAGCUUGGACCACCUCUUGCAUAAUCAUGUCAGGGGAAUGUGCCUCCAUACUCGGGUUCUGACGGCCCUUAGCCUGUGUGCAAAGGCUUCGUAACGGUGGGCAACCGUGGCUCGCAUUCCUCACCCAGCCGCACUACCAUCACACCUCCAUCGCACUAGUAGCCGUUAUACCAUAAUAUGAAAAAGGCAUUUCCACACAACUCCAUCCCUCGA